AUGAAGGCUCUAUCAUCUAUUGAAGCAGCAGCUGACUCUUUAAAAGAUGGAGCUAUCGAAUGUGAAAUGGUCCGUGUACUCCGAGAUCAUUCAGACAGAUUUCUAGUACUUUAUGACCACAUAUACAGGGAGCAAAGUAAAAUAGACUUUCUUAGACAGUCAUUAAAUCGACGCUGCAUUGAAUUAGAUGCAUUUGUUCAGGAACGAGAUAACGUUGGUGCCUUCAUAAGGAUGUGCUCAACACUCAAGCAAGUGAAUCUAGUUGAAUUGUUGAAGAAGACGGAGGUUGAUCCUUCUAAAUUGCUGAUUAAAGACCUUGUGCAAUCAUCGAUUGUCAGGGGUGAUGUGAUACCAGAGGUAAUUUUCUUUGGUCUUUCACCUGACUCGAAGUCAAUGGUCUUCACUUUAAGUCGACUUCGCGACUCCACUUUAUUGAGGCAGUUUUGGGAGCAAAAUGGAAGCAAAGCACUCACGAUUAUUGCACAAAGAGGAGGGCAAAAUACUUCUAUAACUGUUGCAGAUGUUCUGGAGUUAGUUUGGAUACCGUCUAAAGAGCAGCUUCUGUCUUUGAAACAGCGUUUUCUAAGUGGUGAAAUUCCGUUUAAGGACGUAGACAAGUUGCUUGAACUAUUCGACAACAAGUAUGAAGAUCUUGCGCAAGAAAUCCGCAUCAUUUCUUCAAACAAUGGACGACAAGAUCAUUUGCUCGAAGAAAAAAUCGGGCAACGCAUGAGGAAGAUAAAGCAGUACCACAAAUUACAUACUUGCAUGAAGGCUGCUGGAAUUAUGCUAAAGUUCAAGAACGCUGUCGGUCUUGAAGGUGACUUCCAAGACGUUGAAGUUUUGUACAACCAGAUGGACAGAAAUUUCAUACAGAGGCCGUUGCAAAGCAUGAAUGAUGCCUUAGAGAGGACGGGCAAUUUAUUAUCUGGAAUAACAGAUAACCACGCAAAAUCCCUUGAUGUUGUUACCCAAUGUCAAGACUUCAUUUUAUGGUUGAAGGAGACCAUCAAAGGGCCUCAAGAACUCAAGGUGCUUGUGGAUUUGGCAAUUAUAUCAGAUGCGGAGAAAGGCCUGGAAACUGCGAGAAUAACCCGCUUACAUGCUAGCUGCUUAGGAUUUGCUCCCCUUAUUUUUGACUUGGAAACUUCCUUUGGCUUCAAAGACUUGAUGGAAUUGUGUAAACCAGUGUGGAAUGCUGUGGAUGCAGACCCCGACCUCCCUGAUAAAUUGCUGGAAACCAGCCUUCAGAUAGAAUGGAUAAAGGGUGUCAGAACGUCCCACGGUUCGGUGGCCGUUUCCUCCCUGCUGGAGGCUGAGACAAUAAAUUUACAUGGCGUCUACUGUGUUGGAUGUCUUAAUGGAGAUACUUCAACAUCAACAACAAUGGAGCAACUGACUCCUGAAAAGGUCAUUCAACUCCGGAUGACUGCUGGUGACAAUGAGCAUAGCAAGAGUUACACUCUUAACGAUCUGAAGGAUUUGCAGAGCAAACUGAUGCUUAUUGCGGCCAAGGCAUCGAAAGGAAAAGACGAAAUAGACAGAUUUUCAGACAUUCUGCAAUGUGUCCUGCGACUUGCUGCAGUGUACAUUUCACUUUGCAAAGCAGGAGAAGUGAGUCAUCUAAACUGGAGACGUGAAUUUCAUUGUUCACCAAGACUUACCACGAACCACUCUCUGACAGAUGAGCUAAUGGGUGAAAGUGAACAAAUGGAACAAUGUCUUCAAGACUGGAAACGUGAAUUACGGGUAAAACGAUUGCAAUAUGGCCAAUUAAAUCACUUCACCACAGGCCAGUUGCUUUUCCUUCGGCAAGAAUUAGCAGUUGUGAAGGGAAGAGGUCCCAGAGCAGUAGAUGGUGUACCUCUUGAGGUGUAUAAUCUCUUGGAGAGUGUGUUGCCAGGUAUUGACCCAGCCACUUUGAAGUCUGCCCUUGUAUUCAGUGGCAUUUGUCCUCAAGAAAGUGGGCAGGAUAUCAUCAGGUCGUACGGCGUAAGCAGUGAAAGUCACCAUCGGAGUGAACAAAUGAGCAGACCUGUCAAUGCAAGGACACUGCCUUAUUCAAACCAAGAAAUGUUCCAAUCACUUGUGGAUAAGCUAGAGUCGCUUGGUUAUUCUGAAGAAGUUGCUAUAGCCGCGAUGGUCUCAUGCAAAGAUGCCAGUGAGGCAGAUCUUAUCGUUUGGAGUGUGAAAAACAGCGCAAAUGAGGAACUGAUCACUGCUAAAUACGCCGAGGCACUGAGUGAUCCAACGUAUGCGCGACUUUUAGAGGGUGAAAGCAUCACACCCCUUGAAAAAAAAAAAGGGUGUCUGUUUUUUAUUAGCACCCAUUCAAAGGGGGAAGUGGCAUUUGAAGAAGAAAAUUCUUCAGAACCUAUGGAAACUACUUUCACCUUCGACCAGACUGCAGGAGGAAAGUUUUUGAGUCUUGAUGACCUAGGAAAUCUUUUGCUUCAUCUAGCGUCACAAGGAUCUAAAGGACGAAGAAGGCUCAUUCCAAUGUAUCUCAAACGUGGAAAGCCUAAUUUUAUGGUUGUUCCAAAAGAUGACGUCAUUGGAACUUUACUGUCUUUAUACAUGCAUGACAGUUCACAGUCUCUACCCACGGCAGAGGAAGUUUUGAUCUGUACUCCAGACACAACGACAGAAGAGAUUGAAUUAUUGUGGCGAAGAUCCCUGGCAGACCACGAUGGCAGGUUGUUUUGUCUGGUAAACGUUGACCUUCUUGAUUACAGUGUUUCCCAAAAGGCUGCCGACGUCUUAAAUGUUUUUCUGCAUGAGCCUCAAUACAGUCGAAAUGAGGACGUGUCUCUUGUGGUUAUCUGUAGUUCCGAAAAUGAAGACAGAGCUCACAUGGCUGCAGCUCUUGAUCAGUACAAGCUUGGCACUAUUCCCCAUUGUCGUUCGUCCGGAGAGAUAAGGCAGUACCUGAAAGAACAGUUCAAGCCACGUACUCAACAGCAAGGAAAGUUCAGAGGUCGAACAUUGCCUUGGAUUCCUGCAGCUGCAUUAGACAGAGACGGGUAA
Messenger RNA from Pocillopora verrucosa, 3027 nucleotides. The record is from RefSeq and is a predicted model, not a curated record. NCBI's taxonomy places the organism in Eukaryota, Metazoa, Cnidaria, Anthozoa, Scleractinia, Pocilloporidae.